Candidozyma duobushaemuli is the source of this 1245-nucleotide messenger RNA. It is a transcript of the gene XOG1, whose product is annotated as glucan 1,3-beta-glucosidase. NCBI's taxonomy places the organism in Eukaryota, Fungi, Ascomycota, Pichiomycetes, Serinales, Metschnikowiaceae. The transcript has a single exon. Gene Ontology annotation, biological process: glucan catabolic process. The coding region runs from base 1 to 1245 and encodes 414 amino acids. Gene Ontology annotation, cellular component: extracellular region; cell surface. Gene Ontology annotation, molecular function: glucan exo-1,3-beta-glucosidase activity. The record is from RefSeq and is a predicted model, not a curated record.
AUGAAGCUUUUAUCCCUUUGGACCUUGGCUACCUCGGCCUUGGCUGCUUCCACCGCAAAGAGAUCCAACAAGGCCUCUGACUGGGACUACCAGAACAAAAGAGUUGAGGGUGUCAACUUGGGCGGCUGGUUCGUGUUAGAGCCUUACAUCACGCCGUCCCUCUUCAAAGAAUUCGGCGAUAACCCUCCUGUGGAUGAGUACCACUACACAAAGCAACUCGGCAAGGACGAGGCCCUCAAGAGAUUGAAGAAGCACUGGGACACUUGGUACCAGGAGCUGGACUUCAAAGCCAUGGCCAAGGCCGGCAUCAACACCGUCAGAAUCCCAAUUGGCUACUGGGCUUACGGCUCUUUAGACAAUGACCCUUAUGUGCUGGGUCAGGACAAGUACUUGGAGAGAGCUAUUUGCUGGGCCCGCAAGCACGGCCUCGCUGUCUGGAUCGACUUGCACGGUGCUCCAGGCUCCCAGAACGGUUUUGACAACUCUGGUUUGAGAGACCAGGUCGAGUACCAGACAGACGAGAACCUUUCUCUUACCCUCACCGUCUUGCAGAAGAUCUUUGACAAGUACGGUGUCGCUGAGUACGAGGACGUUGUGAGCGGCAUUCAGUUCUUGAACGAGCCUCUCGGCCCAGCCUCUGACGUGAACCAGCUUAAGAACUUCUACCGUUGGGCCUACGGCAACAUGAGAUCGGUCUCGUACAACAAUGCCAUCAUCCACGACGCGUUCGAGCAGACCGAGGGCUACUGGGACUCGUUCAUGAACAACAAGGACGGCUACUGGAAGGUUGUCUUGGACCACCACCACUACCAGGUGUUCUCUGGUGAUGAGCUCGGCAUGAGCAUUGACGACCACAUCAAGACUGCUUGCAAGUGGGGUACUCAACACAAGAACGAGUACCAAUGGAACGUUGUUGGUGAGUGGUCUGCUGCUCUUACUGACUGUGCGUUCUGGUUGAACGGUGUGGGCCGUGGUGCCCGUUGGUCUGGUGACUUCGACGGCUCGCCAAACUACGGCUCCUGCGCCCCAUACACGAACGCUGAUGAGUGGACUGACGAGCACAAGAAGAAUGUGCGCAAGUACCUCGAGGCUCAGCUCGACGCCUACUCGACCGCCAGCGGCUGGUUCUUCUGGAACUGGAAGUGUGAAGACGCUGUGGACUGGGACAUGUCCGAGUUGAUCAAGAUUGGUGUUUUCCCUCAACCUUUCGACGACAGACAGUACAAGAACCAGUGUGGCUACUAA